AUGGAUCUUGAUGAAGAAGGUCGACUAAGGAACCUCUUUUGGGCUGAUGCUAGGAGUAGAGCAACUUGUGAAGAUUUCGGAGAUGUUAUCACAUUUGACACGACAUGCUUGACCAAUAAAUAUGAUAUGCCAUUUGCUCCUUUUGUUGGAGUAAAUCAUCAUGGUCAGUCUUUAUUAUUGGGUUGUGGCUUGCUUUGUGAUGAGACUACAAUGUCAUUUACAUGGCUAUUUGAGGUGUGGAAGACAUGCAUGAAGGGAAAAUCUCCAAAUGCUAUAAUUACUGAUCAAUGUGCAGCAAUGAAAAAUGCUAUUGAGGUUAUGUUUCCAAAUGCUAAACAUCGAUGGUGCUUGUGGCAUAUUAUGGAAAAGAUUCCAAAAAAGCUCAGGGGUUACAAAAAAGAAUACGAGGAGAUAAAGACUAUUAUGACUGAUGCAGUAUAUGAAGCAUUAACUAUUGAUGACUUUGAGAGAGAAUGGACAUCCAUGCGUGAGAAAUAUUUUCCCAAUGGAGAUAAUUGGUUAGAUGGGUUGUAUAAAGAAAGGCAUCGAUGGUCGAAAACCAGUUUGAAAAUCUUUGUAGAACAAUAUGGAGCAGCCAUGGCAGAUAAGAUUGAAAAGGAAGAGCAAGAAGAAUUUAAUACGUUGUCUAGAGGUGUAGAACCAUUUAGUGGUUUCAAGUUUGAGAAACAAUUUCGAGAUGCUUAUACAAAUGCAAAAUUCAAAGAGUUUUAG
Rosa chinensis is the source of this 732-nucleotide messenger RNA. RefSeq names its product protein FAR1-RELATED SEQUENCE 6-like. The record is from RefSeq and is a predicted model, not a curated record. The transcript has 2 exons. The coding region runs from base 1 to 732 and encodes 243 amino acids. Gene Ontology annotation, biological process: regulation of DNA-templated transcription. NCBI's taxonomy places the organism in Eukaryota, Viridiplantae, Streptophyta, Magnoliopsida, Rosales, Rosaceae.